Molecule: messenger RNA, 1181 nt
Organism: Cyprinodon tularosa
Lineage: Eukaryota; Metazoa; Chordata; Actinopteri; Cyprinodontiformes; Cyprinodontidae
Gene: nup35
Product: nucleoporin 35
Exons: 9
Coding region: 216-1103 (295 amino acids)
Biological process (GO): regulation of DNA-templated transcription; NLS-bearing protein import into nucleus; nuclear pore organization
Cellular component (GO): nuclear membrane; nuclear pore nuclear basket; nuclear pore central transport channel
Molecular function (GO): structural constituent of nuclear pore; phospholipid binding; single-stranded DNA binding
Source: RefSeq, a predicted model, not a curated record
CAUCUACCUGCGCCGGAAACAGCAUAAACCCGCCAUCAGCUCCAUCCAUCCAGCUGCGCUGAAAGUCUGACUGUUUUAGAUCUUUCUAGAUCCUGAAUUUAUCGUAGCUUUAUGUGACAGAAGGAGGCUAACAGGAGCUAGCUGUGUUAGCCACCGUUCUUCAUUUCGUCACUUCCUGUUGUUGAAACCCGCGGCGGCAGAAGAAGAAGCCUCAGAUGGAUCUUCCAGUGGGAUCUGAACCGAUGACUCUGGGCUCCCCCACCUCCCCUAAACCCACCUCUGGAGCUCAGUUCCUUCCAGGGUUCCUGAUGGGUGACCUGCCCGCCCCAGCCAGCCUGCAGCCCCGCCCCUUCAGCCUGAGCUCGCCCAUGGCGGACAGCCUGGGCUCAGGCCGAGGAGGAGGAGGAGGGGGGGGGUCGGCCCCGCAGCCCGUCGUCCCUACGCCAAAGGACAAGAGUGGAGCGCCGCCCGUUCGCAGUAUCUAUGACGACCUGGUCACCAUGGGGACACCCCUCAGUGCUAACAAGCAGUCCUUCCCAGUCAUGCAGACCCCCCUCUCUGGGCGCCAGGCCUCCACUCCAGGAACAGGCCUGCAGCAGAGCUGCCUCUCUCCGGCUCAGGUGGAUCCGUUCUACAGUCAGGGGGAGUCUCUGUCCUCUGAAGACCAGCUGGACCAGACCUGGGUCACCGUCUUUGGGUUCCCUCCAGCCUCGGCUUCCUACAUCCUGCUGCAGUUCGCUCAGUAUGGAAACAUCCUGAAACACACGAUGGCGUCUCCUGGUAACUGGAUGCACCUGCAGUACCAGUCCAGGCUGCAGGCCAGGAAGGCGCUGUCUAAAGACGGGAAGGUGUUUGGAGACGCCAUCAUGGUGGGAGUCAAGCCCUGCAUAGAGAAGAGCGUGAUGGGGAGCAGCGAGGCCGCCCCCCCCCCCCUCUCCGUCUCCUCCUCUGCCCUCCCCUCCACCCCUCGCUCUGCCAUCCGGCCGCUUAGCGCCUCCUACAAGAGCUCCGGCAGCGACUACCAGGUGGUGGCGGACAGACAGACUCCCAGGAAAGACGACAGCCUGGUUUCCAAAGCCAUGGAGUACGUCUUUGGCUGGUGACCAGAGGACGGCCUGAUGGGGGGGCUUUUAUUUCUUUUUUAAUGUCUUUGUCUCAAUAAAUUUAGUCUUUUAAAAUGA